GAGGAGGAGGAGCGGAUCACGUCGCGGACUCCUGCUACGUAGGUUCCGGCGGCAGCGACUGCAGCGCAUGGCGACCCUGGGACAUCCUGCUCGGGAGACACCGGCGGCCCCCGCCCCAGGACACCCCGUGUGCAGUGACGACACCCCCAGGGCGCAUCCCGUAGGCGGUGAAGGCGGCGCAGCUUCCAGGAAGCAAAAGAAGAAAAGUCGUAAAGGGGCCUCUGUGUCGAAUGGAGCCGGGAAGGCUUGCGAAAAGCCGGCCCCAGAGGAACCCCCUCCAAGCCCGGAGGCCCAGGCGGAGCAGCUGGCUCGGGAACUGGCCUGGUGCGUGGAGCAGCUGGAACUGGGCCUCAAGAUGCAGAGACCCAGCCCGAAACAGAAAGAGCAGGCUAUUGGGGCAAUCCGAACCCUGCGCAGCGAGAGAACCCCUCUGCCCCGGAAGCGGCAGCUGAUGCGCUCCUUGUUCGGGGAUUACAGGGCGCAGAUGGAAGCCGAGUGGCGCGAAGCCCUGCGGGCUCUCAAGACCGCAGCCCAUUCAGCCCACGUGCAGCCUGUGGGUGAGGCCGCCAGAAAGAAGAGCCGAAGGGUCUGCAGGCCCCGCCUGGAAAGGGGAACUAAGGCCACCCUGGACAUUCCAGAUGAAGAGUUUAGGUUCAAUUUCUUUUAGCCUCUCCUCCCAUCCUGCCCCUGGACGGUCAGUGAACCUGGUCCAUGGCUGCUGGGCAGAUGUGAGGCCAGCGUAGUGAAUACUGUCUGACAAGCACAGACCCCGUUUGUGGGUUUUCAGAUGAACGGUGCCUGCUGCUGGAAGACGGAGGUCCAUUUAAGAGAUUGCUGCAGUAAACUGAAGUUUCAGCAUGUGGCAGGAACGUCUUGCUCAGUUUUCAGGGUUAGACUAUGGCUGAGGGUGAGGGGAAAGCUGCAUAAUUGCACAUUGGUGCUCACUUAGGAAAGGCAUGCUGUUACACCGGGUGGUACUUAAGUAAAGAAAAAAAUAGUAAAAACAGAAAGAAACAAAACCACAAAAAUGGGUGAGAGUGUGUGCGAAUUGCCUGUGUUAGAGGAAGCACAGAUGAGGCCAGGUUGGGCACUGGAGUCCAGGUUCCUCCCCGCGCUCAGUCCUCUGUGUGGUCCUCCUCCUGGGAGCAGUGUGCCCUGCAGCCAGCCUUUGUUCCUAGUGACCAGGCCGGAGACCCAGGGCUGGUGCUGCCCUGAACCAGGUUUUGCAGUUUCUCAAUCAGUGGCUUUGAUGCUGUCUUUGCUGGUGUCUCUCAAAUGUGCAUCCCAUAAUGGAUAGGUACCUGGAGCCCACCUACCUAGUCAGCAUCUCUGCUUUGAUGUUUGGUAGGCAUUUCAAGUUUGUUCAAAACGUUCAGUUAGCGCCCGGCCAUGGUUGCGCAUCAACCUAUGAACCAGGAGGUUGCGGUUUGAUGCCUGGUCAGGGCACAUGCCCAGCUUGCAGGCUGGAUCCCCAGUAGGGGUCAUGUAGGAGGCAGUCAAUCAAUGAUUCUCAUCAUUAAUGUUUCUAUCUCUCCCUCUUCCCGUCUCUGAAAUCAAUAAAAAUAUAUUUUAAAAAAUA
Molecule: messenger RNA, 1579 nt
Organism: Eptesicus fuscus (big brown bat)
Lineage: Eukaryota; Metazoa; Chordata; Mammalia; Chiroptera; Vespertilionidae
Gene: C19H8orf33
Product: chromosome 19 C8orf33 homolog
Exons: 6
Coding region: 68-667 (199 amino acids)
Source: RefSeq, a predicted model, not a curated record